AUGGCGACGAGCAACGAUGGCUCUUCCUCUGGAGAAGAGCGUAAAGCUCCCGAAACGACGCCUGUGUCUUUUCCUGCAACACUGGCGCCGUUACCACCCUCCUUCAUAGAGACCAUCAUGGCGCGCCUUGCACAACAGGACGCAGCCCAGAAGGCGGUGACCGACCAAAUCGCGGCGCUCGCAAAAAUCUUAGCUCCUCUCGCUGCGAACGUGGAAGCCUCAACGGUGCAGUACCGAAGACAUCUGUUUAGCACAGAGAGAGCAACCGGCACGACGCCGGCGCACGCUGAAGACCAAGAUGUCAACGACGACGAUACGGCUCAAACCCCUGGGGGCCUCGACACGCAGACCAUAAACGAGCUCGCCGCGUUAAAACCGUCAGUGCUCGAUAUAAACUCUAAGAUCCACAACGUGACUACGUCCGCUGCUCAGAUCGAGCGUGUCCUCGCAGAAUCUCUCUGGACGACAUUUACAGAAAAAAUAACGGGGGUCCGACUCCGAAAGAUGGACAAGCUCCGUCUUCCGACCUUCGACGGCGUUUCUGACCCUUCUGGCCAUGUCACGUCCUUCAACAUCGCAAUGCGGCGCGCGAAUCUCUCUGACGAAGAAAAAGACGCCGGCUUUGGUCAGCUUUUCGUCGAAACCCUAGAAGGAAUCGUUCUCAACUGGUUCACUGGCCUUCAAGAAAACUCCGUCAACAGUUUUCACGACCUCUCGAUGGCUUUCCUCAAGAACUAUAUCAUGUUUGCUCGUCAGGAAGCCGCCGCUACAGAUCUCUGGAAUCUCAAUCACGCCAAUGGGCAAAGCCUCCGAGAUUUCAUGGAGAAACUUAAAUCCGUUGUCUCAAAAGUUGACGUACCGGACCACAUAGCUGUGGAAUCAUUGAUGAACACCCUCCAUAUCAAAUCGCCAUUUCGAGCCGACCUUUAUCGGCACCCGACGAAAUCCGUGUCGGACGCUAUCGCUCGAUCCAACAACUUCAUCCGUACGGAGGAAGACACCAGGGCAAAGGCGGCGAAAGAGGCGGCAGAAAAACAAACGCCCGCCCGGACGAACGACACCCGUCAGGAGCCGCGUCAACAUUCUACGGGCAGCAAAACCAACCAGAAGAGGGGUUACAUGAACGUAGUGGAAGAAGAGGAGCCCUCAGGUUCCGCGGUUGUCGUGCGAGAGAAGGGAUGGAAUCAUUGGGACCGAGACACCGCGCAACAGAAAUCCAGUUCUCCCGAACCAAUGAGCUCAAAUGCUGUGGAACCAAGCAAGUUGUGUACGUAUCACGAGGUCAAGUCACACGACACGAAGGAUCGCAAAGUCCUUUACGGACAUUUCCUCAAGUCGAUCGAAAGUGGCAAAAUCGAGAUACAACCUCCUCCGCAGAAGCCGAAGAACAAUAAGAGCUGGAGCAAAAACAAAGAGAAGAAAACUCAGAAGUCUCAAGCCAGGGCUCCUCAGAGAGAAGAGCGAGCUAGCCCCGAGAGAGCCCCAAUGAACAACCUCAAUCUCUAG
Molecule: messenger RNA, 1506 nt
Organism: Brassica oleracea var. oleracea
Lineage: Eukaryota; Viridiplantae; Streptophyta; Magnoliopsida; Brassicales; Brassicaceae
Exons: 1
Coding region: 1-1506 (501 amino acids)
Source: RefSeq, a predicted model, not a curated record